Microstroma glucosiphilum is the source of this 5425-nucleotide messenger RNA. RefSeq lists its product as hypothetical. NCBI's taxonomy places the organism in Eukaryota, Fungi, Basidiomycota, Exobasidiomycetes, Microstromatales, Microstromataceae. The record is from RefSeq and is a predicted model, not a curated record. The transcript has a single exon. Gene Ontology annotation, molecular function: protein binding. Gene Ontology annotation, cellular component: cell tip; microtubule cytoskeleton. Gene Ontology annotation, biological process: signal transduction; establishment or maintenance of actin cytoskeleton polarity. Bases 302 to 5137 code for a protein of 1611 amino acids.
UGGACCAUCACGCCCUACCACCAGGGGCAGCCCAUCCUCACGCCUCGGUACUCUCCUUCUCCUUGACGACCCACACACACAACGACACGAUCAACCAACGACCCCUUUCCAGCUCAUCCCGACCCCUCGAUACGAACACUGCAACGACAGACAGCAAAAAGAUCACGAAGCCAAAGGCGGCGAAACACUCCCUCGACUAUACUAUCCCCCACGACGACAACCACCCCACUGUCCUCCACGACAUCACCCAACUCACAUCUUCGCUUACUAUUGACGACCUAUAUCAUCUCCGACCUCAGCCAUGGCAGCCUUUGCGUCUCAGCAGCGCCCCAACCUCUCUGUGGACGUCGGGCUGGCUCAGACCUCUGGCAAGCACCCUCGGCAGAGCAGCAGAGCCCAAGUCCAUGCCGACAGGUCGGCUCAAGCUCCUCGUACUCAGCCUCGUCAGCAGCAGCAGCGGCAACAACAGCAGCACUAUUAUCAGCAAGAUCAAGGCGGCUUCUACUCGGAUGACGACGCAUACAAUGGCAACGAUCAGACUCAAGGAGUCGCUGGUCAAUACGACGAUCCCGUAGACUCGUCGGACGAGGAAGAGAGGCGUGCAGCGCAAGCGCAUGGGUCACGCUACCAGGACCAGCAGCAGCAGCGCAGGCGGACAGACCAAGAUGCCUAUGCAGCCGAGUACCACAAUGGAGUGGACGACCAUAGCUACGCCGAUGAGAGUGAUAGCAUGAGCCGAGCGCAGGUAGGCAGCAGCAUGGACCACGACCAGGAGGAGGAGGAGGAAGAUGGUUUCGAAGACGAUGACAUGGAAGAGGAAGAGGAAGAGGGCGACGAUGACGAGCUGUCGAGCAGCCCGUCUAUUCCGGAUGAGAACAUCAACUUCGAUCUCGUGUACGCCCUCCACAACUUCCCGGCGACAGUGGAAGGUCAAGCGACGGUCAUCAAGGGUCAUAGCUUGACUCUUCUGGACGACUCCAACAGCUACUGGUGGCUAGUCAGAGUCCUGCGGACACAAGAAGUGGGGUACAUUCCCGCGGAGAACGUCGAGACUCCUUUUGAAAGGUUGGCAAGACUCAAUAAGCACAGGAAUGUGGACAUCACGGUCGCUACCGAUGACGACGUGAUACAGGUGCCAAGCCGCAUCUUCUCCUCCCAUCUCGUCAAGCAGCGGGAUGCAAUAGCCGAAGCUGGUCGGUCAAAGCAUUCUGGCAAGCUUUCCGCCCUAUCACGACGAAGAGACGGAGCUCCUAUGGCAUCGCCCACACCUCAGGGCACUGGUAAACCCUCUGUCGUCUUCGGGCCUGACUCUUAUGUGGAACACAGCGGAGACGAAUACGAAAGUGAUGAGGAGGGCGAGUACGAGGACGAAGAAGGAGACUACGAGGAAGACGGAGAGGAAGGGGAGGAGGGAGAGAUGGAUGAGGAUCAGAUGCGAGCGCAGAUGGAGCAGGAGCACAGCUACGAUACUGAUACAUCGGAUCCAGACGUUCGUGGCAGGGGUGCAGAUGGGAUGGCCGAUACAUCUGAAGCAUCGACGGUGACUCAGUCACGGCCAAACGCCUCCGUGAUCCCAACGACCGCCGCCGGAAAGAAGGCGUUCCUCGAUAAGAUGGAACCGGACGAUGGCAUGGAUUGGGAUGCCCACGAAGGCCUGAAGCAGCAGCAGCAGGCGGAAGCAGGUUCUGGUAGGGCUCCGAAUACCUUCAAUCCUGAUACCUCGGUCCAGUCUCAAGAUGCACACUCUCGUCAAGAUCCAGCUCAGCUUGCUAGGGGGUCAGGAUCUUUACAGCAACAGCCUCAGGGCUCGACUGGGGACGAUACUGCUGGCAUGUCGCACGGAGUCUCGGACCGCUCUAUCGCUUCAAUGACUUCGAGCGCUGGAGAGCCGGCACAGACACAAGGUAACCGAAAUCGCGCCGUAUCAAAUGGCUCUGAGAUGAGCCAGCUUUCCUCGACAACGAGUACAGCGUCGGUCAAGGACAAGGAUCAGAAGCGGAAAUCCAAGGGAGGGUCCAUUGAUGGCAGUGAGGAGCCAACUUUCAACGAUGACAAGUCAACAAAGAAGCGAUCUGGCGUCUUCUCCGGCCUCUUCUCCCGCAACAAGGACAAAAAGGACCGCAAAUCCGGCUCAUUCUCGUCUGCUGGCGGCAGCACGCUCGGAGGUCACCAAGACAACAUUGUCGUCACGAGGCCUUCGACGGAAAGCACACGCGCUCGAGAAGCUUCACCGAGUGUCGCUGGUCCAACGGGCCUCAGCCGAACGGUGCAAGAAAGAGAUAGGGCAACACAAGACGCAUAUUCGCGGCAAUUCCUUGGUGAUCGCUCAGGAUCGUUGACUGAUUCACUGUCUCCUAGGCAAGGCAAACAACGGCCCGGCUCACUGAUUGCCACUCCCAACUCAGCGCCAAUGCUCAAUGUAGUGCGAGUCUUUGCUGGUGAGGGGAUCCACUCCGACUCAACCUUCAAGACUGUCCUUCUGAAUGAUACAACGUCAGCUCGGGAUCUUGUAAAACAAGCAACACAGCGGUUCAGAUUGCAUGAGGAGAACGCCGAGGUCCAAUACCUACUCACUGUCAAGCUCCUGGAAGGCAAUGAGAGGGCACUCGGAGCUGAAGAGAAGCCCCUCCAAGUCUUCGAUCGACUGUGUCAGAUGGCACCCGAUGAGGCUGCCUUCAUGCCAAGCAUCAAGCGGUCGUCCAUCGGAUCAAUUUCGUCUAUCUCGUCCAACUUGAGCCUCAAUCCUGCCAUCGCUCGAGUCAAUGGAGAUUUCAGCGAUGACCACUCUGUCAAGUUCUUCUUGACCAGAGUGAUGCCAGGCAGUCGUAAUGACCUCGCGGUGGAGCAGGGCUUGGACUCAGGACCUUCAUACACAUACGGAGACCCCACUUACUUUGCUGAUGCAUCGAAGCAGAAGGGUGUUGCUCCAGCGCUGUCUUCAGCAUUUGGGAGGCCCCAGAGUCUAUCCACAUCGAACCCAGACUCGACGCUUCUGCAAGCGCCUACAGCCAGAUUUGCCCUGCGUUUGCUUAUCUUCCCAUCCGAGCUGCCUGAGGGCACUGUCUUCGACCCCCAGACGAACGCCCUCAUCCCGACUUCCGUCCUUGCUGAGCGAGGUCCAGGGGGUUCGGUGCCCUCGGAAUACGUCGAGCAGCGCUUCCGUGAGAAGGUGCUCUCUCUUGCGAACAAUGCCACCGUUGCGGAGGUGAUUGAGACCGGACUGGAUCGCUUCGGAAUCAUGGAAGGAGUUGUCGAGGGUGGAGAUGACGUCGGAGACCGAUCUUCACGGCGAAAGACCCGAGGCAGGAUCCAGUACGGCCUUACCGUUGACACCUCGAAGGGUGGUCCUGCCCAUGAGAAGUCUUUAGCGCCGAAUUCGAAGGUUCUAGAUGCCUAUCCGGUCCCGCCCAUCUUCAAGACAUCGACGGCUAACAAGCGACGAUCUACGGACUCGGCCAUGCUGCUGAGCAUGGCAGAGGAGCAGAUCAGAAGCGACGAUCCUGUCUUUGUCCUGAGGGCUGUAAGCUCACACGCUCAUGCUCACGGCAAGCACGGUAAGGCAGUCAGAGCCCUGAGCCCUACCGAAGGAAGACUCGUCAAUAGACAGGAGCAACAGCGCCAGGCAGACAUCAACACCUACAAGGCGACGACAUCAGAGGCCGAUGACAGCGGCAUCCUGCGAAGAGGGCAGUCAUCACCGACUCAAGUCCUGGGGCAGUCGAGUGGGCCUGUCACCCCUCGUAGUAAGCAACAAGAAGUGAUCGCUGCUCAGCGUGCCGCCGCCAAAGAGCGCAAGGCGGCUGUGUUGGGUGCCCAGCGCAACGAUGUUCGAGGAGUAGAUUUGUACCUGGACAACAAGGCUCGAAUCCGUUCAUCGAGGUCACUCGAAGGCACUGUGCGAUACUCAUACCUCCCCGACUCCAUGCAAGAAUCGGAGAUGGACAUCAGUGCAAUCGUUGAAGACGUGCUGGCUGACCAAGACCCAGCAAGGUCCGGUGAUUACCUCGACGCUGGCAACGCCCGUCCUGCCGGUCCGGCCCGAGACGCCAGUACAGUGACGCUGAAUACUUUUCACAGUCCUCCCUCUACUCCUUCUGGGCUUGCUGCGCCUAUGGACCCGAAGGAAGCUCACAUCGAGUGGCGAUCGCGCAGCCAGGCGGGGUCGACUGCUCCUCUCUCCCUGGGAAGUGGAAAGGGUACAAAAGCUGCCGGCCCGAGUCACAGAGAUCUCCUGGAGACUUUCGUCCGCAACCCCAAUGCGGAAGAGUCUACCAUAGAAGAUCGCAUCGACUCAGUCCUGUCCCGAGUGGCCCGCGACGGCGGUGCUACACGACAAGCAAAUGCUGCAAGUCAGGUCGGGCGGACUCCUGGGCGCCGGACGCCGACGACUGGUCAGACAGCAGCUGAAGAGGUCGCCCAAGCGCCCUCUGCCUACAAGGCAGCUGGUGCCCCUGUAGAAACGACCGGCGAUGCCUUCGGAGGACGCAAUACCGCCGACACAUACAGUGGCAAGUCAGGAGUCGACAGCGAGGUCUCUCACGAUGGGACCACGACUACAAGUCCAACGCCGGUCUCGACAGCGGCGCCGGUCACUGUUGCUACAGCUGCUGCCCGAAACCUACCCACAGGUGCCAUUGUCACUUCGCAGGCUGCCAACGUCACUCGAGGCCUCGAUGUGUCCAGCAGUCGGGGCAUGCCUACACCGAGGCCAUCUUCGCCGAUGCGCAUCUCUCCCUCUUCAUACGGUCCAGCGGCUUAUAUACCCUCUGACGACUUUGGUCUGGAUCAUCUCUAUACCAUUGUGGAUGCGGCCAUGCGUCGAGAUCCCGCAAAGUAUAUCCAAGUGCCUACACGAGCCCGAUCCACUACUCCGGGGAGCAAGAGAUUGAGUGGACUGGGUUCGCCCUCGCUCGCAUCACCGCAUCAAUUCGCCCAGUCUAUGACCUUCCAGCUUGCUCCUUCACGCGAGCCACUGCGACCACAGGAUGCUGGUCUCUUCUUUGUCCCGCCUGCGUCAAUGACAACAAAUGGGGAAGACAAGAUCGGAGCGGAGCGGUAUGCCCCUGUCAAUCGACAAUUGGGCCAGAUGGAGGAGACGCUUGACCAACUGCUGGCAGAUGUGAUGAAGGUGUUCUGAGGUCGAGUGCGAUCUGCUACGCUACGGGACUGUGUCUAGACUUUCUUCCCCAUUUCAACACGAUCCUUUCGCUUUACCUUGCCCACGCCUGCGCUGUCACUUUGCCGUUCAAACUUUCAGGCUGUUCCCGAUCUAUAUGCGUGUAUGGCAAUGUGCUGCACAUUGCUGUCCUGUACAAUCUAAUGCAAGCCCGGCUCACAAUUCUCCUUGAGAUCUUCAGCGGUGGCGGGGCAAAGGGUGCGAGAUGACCUGUACCCGUAGAAUCCAGGUCAAUAAAUCUGUCAUGGG